UGAUAGGAUGUGGCUGUGAUGGGAUGUGGCCGUGGGCUUUGCUGAUGGAUGCCGGGACAGGACGCGGCUCACAGCCAGAGCUCUCUAAGAUCUCACUGCCAGAGCUCUCUGGGAUCUCACUGCCAGAGCUCUCUGGGAUCUCACUGCCAGAGCUGUCCGGGAUCUCACUGCCAGAGCUGUCCGGGAUCUCACUGCCAGAGCUGUCCGGGAUCUCACUGACAGCUCUCCGGGAUCUCACUGCCAGAGCUCUCCAGGAUCUCACUGACAGCUUUCUGGGAUCUCACUGACAGCUUUCUGGGAUCUCACUGACAGCGCUCUCUGGGUUCUCACUGCUGGAGCUCCCUGGAUCUCGCUGCUGGAGCUCUCUAGAGCUCACUGCCAGGCUCCUUACCCCUCAGGACAGAAUGCAGCUCCAACCACGUUGGUGUACCCUCAAGCCCCUCAAACAAUGAACACGCAGCCUCAGACCCGCUCACCGCCCAGCAGAACAGUGCCAAUACAUUGCACAGAAAACUGGAAGAGGAGGAAGGUUUUGGAACAGAGUCCGGUUUACAGGUCCCUGGCUGGAAGAGGCUGGAUAAAAUACUGCAUUUUUGCAGCGGGGCCUCGACCUGCCCAUCACCAGGGAGGAUUCAGACCUAUACAGUUUUUUCAGAGGCCUCAGAUCCAGCCUCCAAGAGCCACCAUCCAGAACAGCAGCCCCUCCAUCCGUCCUGGAGCGCAGACCCCAACUGCCGUGUACCAAACCAACCAGCACAUCAUGAUGGUGAACCACCUGCCAAUGCCCUACCCAAUGCCUCAGGGCCCCCAGUACUGUAUCCCACAGUAUCGUCACAGCGGCCCCCCGUAUGUCGGGCCGCCCCAGCAAUAUCCUGUGCAGCCACCAGGACCAGGACCCUUUUAUCCAGGCCCAGGUCCUGGAGAAUUCCCCAAUGCCUACGGAACGCCCUUCUACCCCAGCCAGCCCGUGUACCAGUCUGCUCCCAUCAUUGUGCCUACGCAGCAGCAGCAGCCACCGCCUGCCAAGAGAGAGAAGAAAACGAUCCGAAUCCGGGAUCCAAACCAGGGAGGCAAGGACAUAACAGAAGAAAUCAUGUCUGGAGGGGGCAGCAGGAACCCCACCCCCCCCAUCGUCAGACCCACCUCCACCCCAACUCCACCUCAGCAGGUGCCCAGCCAGGUCCCCGAGCCCGUUCCCGCGGCAUUCGGAGCCGUGGAGAGCUCCCACCCCUCUGGCAGCGCCCCCGGCACCGCGGCCCCCGCCUCCAAACAAGAAGAGAAGCCAAAACCAGAUCCAGUAUUAAAACCACCUUCUCCAGUCCUCAGACCAGAACCUACUGGGGAGAAGAAAGAUCAAGCUGGGCAGAUGACCGAGGCCCCCACCUCAGUGGAAACCCCACCAGAAGUUCCUCGUGCUCCGUCACCGGCCCCGGCCGCUCCGGUCGCAGCUGUCCCCACGGCUGCCGUCACCGUGUCCAGCAGACCCCUGCCCGUGGCUGACCCAGAGGACACAUGUGAACUGGCCUCCCCCAAAGAGGAGGCAAUGCCUGCAUCCAGUGCCACACCCUGCACGGAGCCAGCGGCCCCUCCUGCCGCGGAGGAGCCCGGUGCCGCGGUGUGCGCGGAGCCCAGCAGUGCAGUAGCAUCGCCCGGUGACGCCCCGGCGGCGGCCGGGCCCGGUGUCAGUAACAGCGCGAGCGGCGCCAGGGACGCGGGGGCCGCGGCCGAGCCCGGGGCAGAGGUGGCCCUGGCGGAAGCUGCGCCGUUGACUGUGGAGUCGGAGCCCCCCGAGGCUCCCCCAGCAGAGGUGGAAAGCGUGCCAUCAUCUCCCAGUGCUCCUCACGCUGCUCCCUCUCCUCCUCCCACCCCGCCUCCCACCCCGCCGCCCCCAUCUCCUCCGGUUUCUGUUGCUGCUGUUACCACUACAACUCCUUCUCCACCUCCUCUCCCAUCUCCGAGUGCCCUCCCUGUUGUCCAGGGAGAUUUAGAAGGAGAGGAGAGCACAAGAACUACUCUUAGCGAAGAGGUAAAAGAUACUGAAAAGAAGGAAGAGACAGAAGCAGAUGGGCAACUGGAGGAGAGCAGGGAGGCUCUGAGUGUGAACUCGAGGAAGAGUCCUGUCCCAGCCCAAACCGCUGUAACUGCACCAAAGACCUGGAAGAAACCAAAAGACCGGACCCAAGCCACUGAGGAGGUGACGGAGGCAGAAACAGAGCCGAAGGAGGAGGGGGAACCUUCAGGGGACAAAGUACUUGAAUCCGACCAGGAGAAAAUGAGCCAUGGGCUUCAACUGGAGAGGGAACCCUUGGAGCUCAAACCAGUGAAACCUGUGGAAGAGAAUGGGGAGCAGGAGGCAGAGCUGGUGCGGAACGGUGCUGAGAGCGUCUCGGAGGGAGAAGGCACCGACGCCAACUCUGGUUGCACGGAGAGCUCCGGAGAGGGGCCUGUGUACCAGUACAAACCAGAGCAGUGGAAGCCCCUGGACCCGGAGGGGAAGAAGCAGUAUGACCGGGAAUUCCUGCUGGAUAUCCAGUUCAUGCCUGCCUGUAUCCAGAAGCCCGAGGGUCUGCCUCCCAUCAGCGACGUGGUGCUCGACAAGGUGAGAGGAGAGCCCAUAAAACAGAUCAAUCAGCCAAAAUUGCCACUGAGGACUCUGGACCCCCGGAUCCUGCCACGAGGCCCCGACUUCACACCGGCCUUUGCUGAUUUUGGGAGGCAAGCCCCCGGGGGAAGAAACGUGUCUGGAAGUGCCUGCAAAGUGCAGAGCACCCCUGGAUUGCCCUCCCUGGCUCGGUGCGGGCCCCCAGCAUGCCCUCUCUUGGUCUCGCCUCACCCACCAUUGAGGAACCUGCCGAUAGGGUUGUUGAAUGUUGGACCGAGGAGAUCUCAGCCGGGCCAGAGGAGGGAGCCCAGGAAGAUCAUCACUGUGUGUGUGAAGGAGGAUGUGCACCUGAAGAAGGCGGAGAACGCCUGGAAGCCGAGCCUGAAGAGGGAAAACCAAACGGAGGACCCCGAAAACGUCAAAACCCAGGAGCUGUUCCGCAAGGUACGAAGCAUCUUGAACAAGCUGACGCCCCAGAUGUUCAACCAGCUCAUGAAGCAGGUGACAGACCUGACGGUGGACACAGAGGAGAGGCUGAAGGGAGUCAUCGACCUGGUCUUCGAGAAGGCCAUCGACGAGCCCAGCUUCUCGGUGGCGUACGCCAACAUGUGCCGGUGCCUGGUGACGCUGAAAGUGCCCAUGGCAGACAAACCUGGGAGCACAGUAAAUUUCCGUAAGUUGCUGUUAAAUCGCUGCCAGAAGGAAUUUGAAAAGGACAAGGCUGACGACGAUGUCUUUGAAAAGAAGCAGAAAGAACUCGAAGCUGCCACCACUCCAGAGGAGAAGACGCGGCUCCACGAUGAGCUGGAAGAGGCCAAGGACAAAGCCCGGCGGAGAUCCAUUGGGAAUAUAAAAUUCAUCGGUGAGCUUUUCAAGCUGAAGAUGCUGACGGAGGCCAUCAUGCACGACUGCGUGGUGAAGCUGCUGAAAAACCACGACGAGGAGUCCCUCGAGUGCCUUUGCCGCCUGCUCACAACCAUUGGCAAGGACCUGGACUUUGAGAAGGCAAAGCCCCGCAUGGACCAGUAUUUUAAUCAGAUGGAGAAGAUUGUGAAAGAGAGGAAAACCUCCUCAAGGAUUCGAUUCAUGCUUCAGGAUGUAAUAGACCUAAGGCUGUGCAACUGGGUGUCACGGAGAGCAGACCAGGGCCCCAAGACCAUCGAGCAGAUCCAUAAAGAAGCCAAGAUUGAAGAGCAGGAAGAACAGAGGAAGGUGCAACAACUCAUGACCAAAGACAAGAGGAGACCAGGUGUCCCACGGGUCGACGAAGGCGGCUGGAACACUGUGCAGGGGGCAAAGAACAGCAGAGUGCUGGACCCCACCAAGUUCCUUAAAAUCACCAAGCCCACAAUAGAUGAGAAGAUUCAGCUCGUGCCUAAAGCCCAGUUGGGCAGCUGGGGGAAGGGCAGCAGUGGUGGAGCCAAGGCAAGCGAGAUGGACUCCUUGCGACCAAGUGCCACAAGUCUGAACAGAUUUUCUGCCCUGCAGCCUCCAGUCUCCCCAGUAUCUGCCUCAUCUGCAUCUUCAGAACUAGAAUCUCGCAGGGCCUUAACGAGUCGCGGGAGCACAGGCAGGGAGAAGAACGACAAACCUCUGCCACCGUCCCUGUCCCGGCCUAACACCUUCCUCCGGGGCAGCAGCAGCAAGGAGCUGCUGCUGGACAACCAGGCCCAGGAGGAGCAGCGCAGGGAGAUGCUGGAGACGGUGAAGCAGCUGACAGGAGGCAUGGAGAUGGACAGGAACAGCACUGAGGCCGAGAGGAACAAAGCCAAGGAAUCUGCCAAGCCAGAAGCUCCCCCAGUUCCAGUGCAAGAAAAGCCUUCGCUAUCAGAAGAGGAAAUAGAGAGAAAAUGCAAAUCUAUCAUUGAUGAGUUCUUGCAUAUUAAUGAUUUUAAGGAGGCCAUGCAGUGCGUGGAGGAGCUGAGUGCCCAGAACCUGCUGCCCGUGUUUGUGCGCGUGGGAGUGGAGUCAACGCUGGAGCGGAGUCAGAUCACCAGAGAUCACAUGGGCCAGUUGUUACAUCAGCUGGUGCAGUCGGGAAAGCUGAGCAAGCAGGAUUUCUUCAAGGGCUUUUCCGAGACCUUGGAGCUGGCAGAUGACAUGGCCAUAGAUAUACCCCAUAUCUGGUUGUACCUGGCUGAGUUGGUGACCCCCAUGUUAAAAGAAGGAGGAAUCUCUAUGAGAGAACUUAUACAAGAAUUUAGCAAACCCUUGCUUCCUGUGGGAAGAGCCGGCGUCUUGCUUGCUGAAAUCUUGCACCUUCUAUGCAAACAAAUGAGCCAUAAGAAAGUGGGAGCCUUGUGGAGGGAGUCUGGCCUCAGUUGGAAGGACUACUUGCCCGAAGGGGAGGAUGUACAUACCUUUCUCAUGGAACAAAAGUUGGAGUUCGCGGAGUCCAACUGUUCCAGUUCCUCAGAAGCACUUUCAGAGAAAGAACUCUCUGCGGAAGAGCUGAACAAGCAGCUGGAAAAACUCAUUGUUGAGGACAAGGCGAAUGAUGAACAAAUCUUUGAUUGGGUAGAGGCUAAUCUAGAUGAAAGCCAGAUGAGUUCACCUACAUUCCUUAGAGCUUUAAUGACAUCAGUUUGUAAAGCAGCUAUUAUAGCGGACUCUUCCAGCUUCCGAGUGGACACUGCUGUUAUCAAACAGAGAGUGCCCAUCCUACUCAAGUACCUGGACUCAGACACAGAGAAGGAACUGCAAGCACUUUAUGCACUACAAGCAUCAAUAGUAAAACUUGAUCAACCUCCUAAUUUGUUGCGGAUGUUUUUUGAUUGCCUGUAUGACGAGGAGGUCAUUUCAGAGGAUGCCUUCUACAAGUGGGAAAGCAGCAAGGACCCAGCGGAGCAGAACGGGAAAGGAGUAGCGCUAAAAUCUGUCACGGCGUUCUUCACGUGGCUACGGGAGGCCGAAGAGGAGUCAGAGGAUAAUUAAAACUUAAAAUACAGAUUACAAACAAACAAACAAAAAAGAAACAAUUUAAGUAUUUUUUUAAAAAGUUUCAUGUCUUCGCCAAUCACAGUGCAGCAAGGCCAGUUCUCUCUCGCAGACCCCCCUUGCCCCACACACGCACGAGUGGGAGAGGUAAAACCCGAUAAACACCGAGGUGAUCAUGGAGGCAAAAAGGUACUUGAAAAAAACCCACAAAAGUAAACUUCAAACCUGAGGGCGGGAGCACUAAACCAAAAUACCUGUAUUAUUUAUAGAAAAUAUUCUCUGUUUUAAUCUUUUUCUUUUCUUUUUAAACAAGGACUCAUACUUAGGAAAACACACAGCAAAACAAAUCUGUUUAGCAAGAACAAAAACAAGUUGAAAACUUUUAAUUUAUUAUUUUAAGGACUGCAAAUGCCAGUGUAAUUUUUAAAUUUGCAGUUUCUGUAAACAAAUUGUAUAAUAGAACAAAAGCAGAGAAAUAAAUUUCCCUCCCCUUCAUAAGCACCUCAGUUUUGUUUCAAAGCAUGAUAAAUAGACAAAACUUUGAAGGGGGUUGGGGUGAGCUAGAUGAGGACAAGAUAAUUUUUUUUUAUUGUCAUCAGAUUUUUCUGCCUGCCUCUCAGCUUGCUUCUGAAAUUUAAAAAGAAAAUAGUAAUCAAACCAUACGUAACCUUGGAUCAGAAGGAAAUGCAUUUGAGAAAACCGCUGCGGACCAGAGUGCUCCGAAAAUAACUCAUUGAAAACCGUGCUACCCCGGGGAAAAAAGUACUAGUGAUACUUUGAGAACCUUUAGAGCAACUUUAAGGCUUGUAAAUACAUAGAACAAAUAUUUAAAAAAAAAAAAAAAAAGAAAAAAAGAAAUUGACUCAAUACUAUUCUUUUCACUUUCAAAAUAUAAAGAACAAAAUAAAGACAAACAUUGCAAGUUUAAAAGAAAGUAAAACGACUUCUCCUUUGACAGCUGCUGAAUGUGUGCACCAUCCUGAGCGGUGCUGGCUUUCUUGGUGUGCCGUAGGUCCUCGGGCCCAAAUUGUGUACAUAUAGUGUGUGUCUGUAUGUGUGACUACCAAAAAUGAAGGGUGAAAGCAAUUGUUGUUUUAAAAAAAAAAGGAAAAAAGGGGUUGCUGUUGUGCUGAGAGAACUCCCUGGCCAGGGAGCAGCCGGUGGCUGCGGGGCCACGUAGGUGCGGUUGGUUCCUGAGGCUGGGACGUGACCUCGGGGCAGACGGUGCCCGAUCCCAGCUGGGUUUCUCCAGCCAUGUGGCAGCCGUGUCUCUCGUGCGACUUGGAUCAGUGGCGUCAUCCCGGUGACCCUGGGAGCUCCAGAGAUCGCAGCAGUGUGAGCCGAGAUCCGACAGCCGUGCGCCCGUGGCCGCCGCCCUUCGCCCGCUGUGCCUGCGCAGCCAGACAGGGGAACCCAGCGCCAGGGAACGGGUGGAGGAGCGACGGGUGCUCGCCCGGCCCAGCCCACCCAGGUCCACGUCCACGGUGCCAGCACGGCCGGGGACAGAACCACAGCCAUGGGAGCCCUUUCCCGUGUGCCCAGCGGGACCCAGGCCCCAGUGCUGCUCCAAACCGAGCUGCUGCUGAGGACGGGAAGGCCCUCAUGCGUCUCUCUGCAGCCACCAAAGAUGACCUGCUGGCUCUCAUUGUGAGAAGCACCUGCCAUCAAGGACUCUGCAAAGCUGGGGAAGCCCUGAAAUGUGGUUUGUGAACUGUGGGCCAUGGACCGUGAGUAACCCGUGGAGCAUUUGUUGGGGGUCUCUGCAGCACUGGCUGCUCACAUGAUGCUUUUUCUCUCCAGCUGCUAAAUCACUUCUUUUAAAAAAAAAAAAAAAUACAAAACACCCCAACAACAACAAAAAAAAACAAAGAAGGGAAGAAAGGCUACAAAUACAUUAAAUACUUUUCUAGUCUUACUUUUACAUGUAAACAAUUGCUGUACUUGCCUAAGGAUGUGAUUUGAUCACCACGGGGAAGGGAGGAGGUGCCUGGCUGUGGCCAGAGGGGAGAUGUCCAUGAGACACUUUCCCUGUUAAUGUGUUCCACGCCAUGAAUCUGAGCUAGAGAAUCCAUGGCCUAAAACACUAGAGCAUUGUUUGGUUAUUUUUUUUUUAGUAACAAUAAAACACUUUUCUCUGAUGUUUUGUUAAAAAAAAAGGAAAAAAAGAAAAAAUAUUCUCACCGUUAAUGUAUGUUCAUGUAUCUGCGUGUACCACAUCCAGUGAUGCCUCGGCCUCGCCGUUGGGCCCAGAGGUUUGGAUGGGCUCUCAAGGUCUCCAAAAGGUCUCUCCCCACGGAACCCCCACCCACCAGGGCUCCAGCAGUGUCUGUUAAACCUCUGCAGAAGGUCGUGUGGGUGCUCUUCUUCCAAAAGGCUUUUUUUGAGUGGAACAUGGUGGUUUGUAGUCGUUAAAUAGUUCAAUUAAAUGGAUGCAAGUUUGUAUGUAAAUAAGGGUAAAUAUUUGCCAAAUCAGUGUGGGCAAAUGAUGGAAUUCCUCUCAGGGUGGGCAGUGUCAGAGGCCGCAGGGAACAUGAGUGUGCAACAGCAGAGCUGUGCAAGGAGUGAUUCCUCUGAUGCCUUGGAUCAGAAAGGAUGAACUUGCUGUAGAGCCUUUUAACAGCCCUGUGAAUCCAGUGUGUCAGGGCUGGGAAAUCUGUCUGGGGAGCUUAAACCUUCUGGCUGAAAGAGUUGGAAAACCACUGGCUGAGGGAAUGGGAAUGGCCGGCAGGUGGGUAGAGGUGAGGUGAGAAAGUCUUUCCCCCUUUUGUUAGAGCCUUUUAUGUUAGAUAUUCGAGGGGGUGAGAACUUGCCCUAUUAGUGUCCUGCAGAGGCCAGGAAGGGACUUCUCAGAGAUUUUCAGGAGGGGUUUUUCAGAAUUGUCCAAAGUUGGGUUUGCAGCAUAGCAAGUUUUGGCUGCUCUGAAGUUAAAUCAGUUCAGCUGCACUCUGGAUGCUGUGAGCAGUUUAUGCACAAGGCCUUGACGUCUCCAGCUGUGGGUGUGUCACCUGAAGUUACAGCUUCCCAACAAUCACUGCAAGGAGCAGGACUCCUGACUCCUUCCUCUGCUCCUCUUGUGUUCUUUGCCAUGUACUUACUGCCCCCAGUUGCUUUCCAGUUUCCUUGUAGAUCAGCACAGAUUUGCAAGUGGUUGUGGCUCCUCAGGAUGCGGCUCAUGAAAGAUCUUUGUAACCACUUUCCUGUGACGGUGUUAAAAUACAGUACUGUAAGAUACAUGAAAUAGAAAAGGGAAUUUUUAAUUAAAACAGGUUCCCAUGGGAA
Messenger RNA from Corvus hawaiiensis (hawaiian crow), 8818 nucleotides. RefSeq names its product eukaryotic translation initiation factor 4 gamma 3 (gene EIF4G3). NCBI's taxonomy places the organism in Eukaryota, Metazoa, Chordata, Aves, Passeriformes, Corvidae. Gene Ontology annotation, molecular function: protein binding; mRNA binding; translation initiation factor activity. Bases 449 to 5536 code for a protein of 1695 amino acids. The transcript has 35 exons. Gene Ontology annotation, cellular component: eukaryotic translation initiation factor 4F complex. The record is from RefSeq and is a predicted model, not a curated record.